Messenger RNA from Helobdella robusta, 831 nucleotides. RefSeq lists its product as hypothetical. NCBI's taxonomy places the organism in Eukaryota, Metazoa, Annelida, Clitellata, Rhynchobdellida, Glossiphoniidae. The transcript has 5 exons. Gene Ontology annotation, cellular component: synapse; postsynaptic membrane; neuron projection. Gene Ontology annotation, molecular function: transmembrane signaling receptor activity; acetylcholine-gated monoatomic cation-selective channel activity. Gene Ontology annotation, biological process: monoatomic ion transmembrane transport; nervous system process; regulation of membrane potential. The annotation marks the transcript as partial. The record is from RefSeq and is a predicted model, not a curated record.
CGCAUAAAAAAGAACAUAAUACAAGUGUACGACAGGACGACGAGGCCCGUGAAGAACGACAGGACACCAGUCACCGUCAACCUCGCAAUUUCCUUGUACCACAUCCUCGAUACGAACGAAAAAGAACAAACGUUCACUUGUCUGUUGGCAAUCAGAGAACGUUGGGAGGAUGAAUACUUAAAAUGGAACAAAUCUGAAUACGAUAAUGUCGAGACCAUUAGGAUACCGGCCAACAAGCUUUGGAUUCCCGAUCUCGUCAUUUCAAAUUUCGCAGGUGACAAGUUCAACGACUACCUGAUGACGAACGCCAUCGUCUACCACAGCGGAUCCGUCAUGUGGAUGUUUCCCGCCCUCAUCAAAACUUAUUGCACUCUCAAUGUUAAAUAUUUCCCAUUCGAUAGUCAAACUUGCGACAUAGUUCUCAUUUCGUGGACCUACAACGGACAUGAGCUGGAUUUGGUUUACAACGAGUCCAAUGAAAGAAAUGAAGUUUAUUAUGUUUCAAAAAAUCAAGAAUGGGCCGUUGAGAAAAUAACCACUGAACGGCACGAGAAGAAAUAUGCCUGCUGCGUUGAACCCUAUCCAGACAUAACAUUUACAAUUCACAUGAAAAGAGGAAGCCUCUUCUACAUAGUCAAUCUUAUCGCUCCAUGUUUCCUCAUAUUUCUCAUAAGUUUUUUGGGAUUCUUUCUUCCAGUAGAAUCUGGAGAAAAAGUGAACCUAGAGAUGACAAUAUUAUUGGCUUUGGUUGUUUUUUUGCUGAUGGUUGGAGAAUCAAUGCCACCUACCCCCGACGCCAUUCCAAUUUUGGGUUACGAUCAUUUCAAUUAA